Nannizzia gypsea CBS 118893 is the source of this 2379-nucleotide messenger RNA. RefSeq lists its product as hypothetical. Bases 1 to 2379 code for a protein of 792 amino acids. NCBI's taxonomy places the organism in Eukaryota, Fungi, Ascomycota, Eurotiomycetes, Onygenales, Arthrodermataceae. The record is from RefSeq and is a predicted model, not a curated record. The transcript is spliced from 2 exons.
AUGCCAUUGAAUCGUCGUGUGGCUCCCGCCCCUGAAGAUUCAUACAGUGACGACGACUCGUCCGGCACAGGUGUACAGGUUUCUAUACCUUCCACCUCGAGCCACGAAUACCAGGACUACGAAGUUGGAGGGCCUUGGUCUCACCUCCAGUACCCAGACGAACUAAAGCCGUCAGACUCCGCUUCAAGGCCACGCACCUCAAAUAGACUGCGCGAGCCCGUCGAUCCUCGACCAUCCCGCCAUCGUUCUUCAAGGCGGCACCAGCAAGAGCUACAGCAUCAACACCAGCAUCAGCAUCAGCGCCAGCAACCUCGUGCGCAUCCACACGCGCACCAACACCCUCAUCCCCAGGUUCAACAAGUCCACGCCGUGCCUUCCCACAGGUCAAGACGACCUCACGCCCGAGCGGCACCUCCACAGCCGCCUCCGGUCCCCGUAUCUCCUGAACCAGACUCCUCCGAAGAGGAAGAGGAGGAGGAGGAAGAAGAAGAAGAGGACGAGGAAGAAGACGAAGAGGACGACGAGGACGACUAUCUGGACUACGCUCCAAACCCGGCAGACAGACGCUUCUGGCCAGCUCCGCCAACCCAGGGUCCAGCCUCGUCCGCUCCGUCGUUCAACCCUUACCCGCAGCAGCAGCAGCAGCAGCAGCCUCCGCAACCCCCGUCCUUCUCCCAGCCGCAACAUGCUCAUGCAGCCCAUCCUGGAGUACCUUCAAAUCAACUUGUUCAAUUGGGAUCCAUGGGCCACCAGAACCCUAUAGGAGGACACAUGGGUCAAUACUCGCACCAGCAAUACCCCUACGGCGGGCACUACCCGCCUCCCCCGCAGGGGCACCACCAACAACUCCCUCACGGAUACUACGCCGGCCAGGAUGGCCUACCACAUCCGCACCACCCGCAUGCCGCUCAACGUAUGCCACUUCACCAUCCCCACCACCCACCGCAUCACCCGCAUGCUCAUCUUCCCCGACACCGAUCGCGCAGCGGCUCCCCAGACGAUGAAGAGGACUCGCCAAAACCUACCAUGGCUCACCCAGUCAUGAGCCACCCACCGUCUUUUCCUGGCACACCGCCUUAUAUGUCCCCGGAAAUGGUACCGUACGGCUACCCGCACGCUCUUCCCCACCAUCCCAUGCUACACGGACCCGGACAUCCGCAUGCUCAGGCCCAGGCCCAGGCCCAAGCCCAGGCUGCCGCCGCCGCUGCUGCUUACUACCAAUAUAUCCAACGAUACCCUCAUAUACCUCCGUCUAUGUUCCCGCCCCCGCCCUUCUUCCAGAUUCAGGGUCGCGAACCGAGCCCAGCAAAGAAAGAAAAGAGUCCCAGCCCGCCUCCGCCGGCCAAGUCGCCAACACCGCCUCCUCCGCCUCCUCCUCCACCACCACCUCCUGCUCCCGUGGAGCCCCCACCUCCGGAUCCAAAGGAUGAAGCAAUCGCUCGACUUGAGAAGUUGAUCAUCGAAGAGCGAAAGGAAAGAGAAGAGCGCGAUGCUGCCCGUGAAGCUGCCAUAAAGAAAGCAGCCGCCGACAAAGCUGCAGCAGAAGCUCUGGCCGCCAAGGAGAAGAAAAUCGCUGCUGAAGCCGCUGCCGCUGCCACCGCAGCUGCAAAGGAAGAAGCCAGACUUGAGGCAGAGGCUGCCAGACUUGAAGCAGAAGCUGCCGCUGCCGCCGCUGCCGCCAAGGCCAAAAAGGAAGCCGAGGAUGCUGCCGCCGCUGCAAAGAAAGAGGCUGAAGAAGCUGCUGCCAUUGCCCUAGCGGAGGCCACGGCUGCUGCCAUGGCGGCGGGAGAUGCCAAGGCCGCGGAAGCAGCUGCAGCAGCAACAGAGGCUGCUCUCAAGAAACCACCACCGCCAAAGAAGCCUGUUCAAUUCAAGGAUGCUAUAGGUAGAAAGUUCAAGUUCCCCUUUGCCCUAUGCAAAACAUGGCAGGGAAUGGAAGAACUCAUCCGCCAGGCUUUCCUGCACGUCGACCUGAUCGGCGAACACGUCGUGAAUGGGCACUACGACCUGGUUGGCCCCAACGGAGACAUCAUCCUUCCACAGGUCUGGGACACAGUUGUUGAGCCCGACUGGUCGGUAAGCAUGCAUAUGUGGCCUAUACCCGAAAAACCCAAGGAGCCGGAGCCAGAACCCACACCGCCUCCUCCACCGCCGCCAGAGGAAGAACCGCCCGUUGUAGUUGUGGACGUUCCACCACCGCCGCCGCCACCGGCACCUGCCCCAAAGAAGGUGGUGCGUCCUGGUGCACCAGGAGGGUUCGCCAAAUGGAUGACAGGAGGAAAAGUCAAGCCUCGGCCAAACCCGAAGGCUGCUAAGAAGCCGGCUGAUGCUGGUGGUCCGCCGCCUCCACCGCCGCCUCCUCCUCCUCCUCCGCCAUAG